Cynara cardunculus var. scolymus (artichoke) is the source of this 1474-nucleotide messenger RNA. RefSeq names its product transcription factor bHLH18-like. The record is from RefSeq and is a predicted model, not a curated record. Lineage: Eukaryota; Viridiplantae; Streptophyta; Magnoliopsida; Asterales; Asteraceae. Bases 31 to 993 code for a protein of 320 amino acids. The transcript has 4 exons. Gene Ontology annotation, molecular function: protein dimerization activity.
AAGCAUACAUAACACUCACAUAUUAAAGCAAUGGAUUUCUCGUCGGCAUGGCUAUCGGAGCUGGAAAUGCAAGAUCAAGGUUUCAUGAAUCAGUAUCAGAUGAUCAAACCAUAUCACCUGGUUGCUGACUUUAGUGUUGAUUCAUUUUCCUCAGAAAGCAACACUGAAAAUCCAUCUGUUGUAGGUCAAGCCAUCCAAAUUCCGGCAAGCAUCAAAGAAACGGCCAAUAACAGUAAGCUGCCUAGUUAUAAAAAAGCCAAUAGUAUUAACAAGAACCUUACUCCAAUUGAUGAAAAACCGAAGACAAAGCCCCUUCCCGAUGUUCCCAACACUUUCACUAUAUCUUUUGGAGAUCUUAAACCUAAAGAUGAGGUCAUCCCGUUCAAAGAUUCUUUUGGUUACACAACUGGUACCAAAAAGGUUCCAACUGUGAUCAGGAAUCGGAUUCAGCUCCAAGAUCAUAUGUUGGCGGAGAGAAAGAGAAGAGAAAAGUUGGCUCGGCGGUUUAUUUCUUUGUCAGCCCUCCUUCCUGACCUAAAGAAGAUGGAUAAGGCAACUGUGUUAGAAGAUGCAGCUAAUUAUAUACAAGAACUUCAAAGUCGCGUGAAGGAACUCGAGGGAUCAUCAGACUUGAAAACAAAGAAUAAUAUGCAAUCGGUGAUAUCUGCAAAGAGAUCAAAGCUUGGCCAUACCUAUGAAGAAGGUUCUUCUUCUGAUGAAGCAAACUAUGGAGAGAGCCAUAGCCCUAGCAAUUUUGAGAUCGAAGUGAGGAUGUCUGGAAGCAGUGUGCUAGUACGGAUCUAUUGCCACAAAAACUAUGUGUCAUUAGUGAAAGUGCUUAGCGAGAUGCAGAAGCUUGGACUAUUGAUCACCAGUAGCGCUGCUUUGCCAUUUGCCAAUACCACUCUUCUUAUCUCCAUUGUUGCUAAGAAGAUGGAUGACUUCUCGAUGACAUCAAACGAUCUUGUGAAAAACUUGCAACUUGCUAUUUGAGCUUUAGGUACUGUCAUGCAAUUUGAAGUUCAAGAUUUCAACUCGAAGAUUGUCCACUGAUGCAUUCAUUUCCUUUUUUAUCCCCACUGAAAACUCAAAGAGGCCGAGUAUACCAAGUGACUCAUUGACACACCAUGUUCAUUCACCAGGUAACCUACUAUUAUAACCCUCUCAACCUGAUUAGGAAAAUUUUAGAAUCAUCCCCAAGAUUUAGGUUCUUUCAGUAUGCUCCUGAAGAAGCAUAAGAUCGCAGCUCAGUAAAAUUAAUUCUAGGGUUUUUCCCUAUUUUAUAUUUCUUAAGAAGAUGGAAGGUUUCGCGGUGGGAAUAACCUUUCAAUUGUGAUCUUUGUUGUUGUCCCCUGUAUUAUUAGAUUGUAAUUUUGAUUAAUGUAGAAGAAAGCUGAGAGGUUUGAGUGUUUGGCAAUAGUUUUUUGUGGGUAACUAAGUUUAUUUACCCUAGUGAUGUAUCAUGAAAUCACCC